UCGUUAGCACGAACAGUAACGGUAACAGUCUUCCAGUGAAGACUCUGCCGGGUGCUCUCUCCACGCAUUAUCUCACUCAGUUCUCAGAACAGCUCUGAAGUGGGGUACCGUGGUGCAGGAAAGCGUUGAGCACGUGAUGAGGCUCACUAAAGGUGAGCUGCCAUUGCUUUUUUAUUGGAUGAGAAAUACCAAAUGCCUUAAUAAUUGCGAGAGAGGGGAGACUGAGACCACCUCUCAGAGGUGUGUGAGAGAGGGAGGGAGAGAGGGGGAAACCACCAAAUGUUUGUGAGAAACGGUUGGGGCUUCAAGAUGUUUUCACUGGUCACACAAUUUCAGAAGAUCUGGGUGUAGGCACUCCCCAACGCUGCUUCAUGAUCUGGAAGGGACCAACACAGCUUGAUUCCAGUUGGCCUGAAAAGAAUGUUAUUAUUUGCAGUUUUUCCCUUGUUUUUCUGGACUGAUGAAGUGGGUUCUCCUUCCUGGAGUUCCUUUAAGGGGGGGUGGGGGGAAUGGGAGGUACUUCCUGAAGGUGCCCUUGUCCUGCCCCCAGCCCUGCCCAGUUCUUGUAAAACCUUUCUGAUCUGCUGUGUCAUUUCUUUCUUUCGUUCUUGUACAAGGACUGGUUUCUGCAAUCUGGGGCAGGAUGAAUUUUUAGAUGUGAUCUACUGGUUCCGACAGAUCAUUGCUGUGGUCCUAGGUGUCAUUUGGGGAGUCUUACCAUUGCGGGGUUUCUUGGGAAUAGCAGGAUUCUGCCUGAUCAAUGCAGGAGUCCUGUAUCUCUACUUCAGCAACUACCUACAGAUAGAUGAGGAAGAAUAUGGUGGCACAUGGGAGCUCACAAAAGAAGGGUUUAUGACAUCUUUUGCCUUGUUCAUGGUCAUUUGGAUCAUUUUUUACACUGCCAUCCACUAUGACUGAUGGUGUACAGACCCCACCUACUCUCUGUCUGGUCCAAAGGACCCUCGUAGUUACAGCACAGAAACAUGAUUGUAGGGGCACCCCAGCCACGUGGAACCUGGAAGACCCAUGUUUCCUGGACCAAGAAUCAUUGUGUUGGGCAUCAGUGUUUUCUGCAAGGGUUGUGAUCUGAAACUUUUUAAAGAACCAUCCGCCUUUUGGGGAAGCAUUUCUGAAUUGUCCAUCACCAACCAUUCCUUCUUGGAUAUCAUCAUGAAACACCUGUUUGCUGAUCGGAGCUGUCAUUUAAUUUGAUGCACCUCUGGAUCCGGAUGAAACAUUAAAUUGUCUUCCUCACUUCUCCAUCAGGUGUACAGUUUUUAAACUAUCAGUGGCAUUUCAAGUCUUCUGAAAACAGAGUGGCGGUAUGUGCGUGGUCCAUAGCACAGUACAAGCAGCAUCUAAUAAGUUUUCCUUGUAGAACGUUUUCGGGUACUUGAAUAAAUCAAAUCUUUAAUUGAGAA
Molecule: messenger RNA, 1421 nt
Organism: Leptonychotes weddellii (Weddell seal)
Lineage: Eukaryota; Metazoa; Chordata; Mammalia; Carnivora; Phocidae
Source: RefSeq, a predicted model, not a curated record